Danio rerio (zebrafish) is the source of this 3175-nucleotide messenger RNA. It is a transcript of the gene srebf1, whose product is annotated as sterol regulatory element binding transcription factor 1. Gene Ontology annotation, cellular component: Golgi membrane; endoplasmic reticulum membrane; ER to Golgi transport vesicle membrane. Lineage: Eukaryota; Metazoa; Chordata; Actinopteri; Cypriniformes; Danionidae. The record is from RefSeq and is marked validated. Gene Ontology annotation, molecular function: protein dimerization activity.
AGCAGCAGUAUGGACGCGAACGCGAGCUGACUAAAAGUUGAACUAACCGACAGCCAAGUGAAAUCGUCGCACGACAGCAUGCUUUCUCGGACGGAAAGCGCGGGAAGCUGCUAGUUUUCAUGGAAUAACGCCUGUUGUUGUUGUUGUUGUUGUCGUCUCGAGUACUUUUUGAAAGAGCAUCCGAGGACAAUGAAUCUGUCUUUUGACGACACUUCUCUGGACACUCUGGACUCCAGUUUGUCUCUCCAUGACCCCAGUGAUAUCGACACUGCCCUUCUCAAUGACAUCGACGAUAUGCUGCAGCUGAUCAACACUCAGGACAUGGAGUUUGGGCUGUUCGAUCAGACCACGUUCCCGGCUCCGGCGGCUCCAGCACAGGAGCAGCUUCACUCCAGCCCCGCAUCUCCUGCUGCUGCUCCUCCGCCCGCCGCCCCCUCCAUCCUCAGCUCCAGCCCACAUCUGGAUGCCCUGCUGGGACCCCCCAUCACCCGCAGCUCCUCCAUCCCCACAGAUAAAGCCUUCCAGCCGCACACCUUCCAGCAGGCUCCCCUCGCACAGGUGAACUCCACACCUGCAGCACUGCAGACCACCCAGCCCAAAGCUCAGCCUGCUCCGUCUGCCAGCCUACAGCCCUCCAGCCAGACGCCUCCAUCAGCCUCCAGCAGCCCCCAGCAGACUCUCUACAGCUCCUACACCACACACACCACCUACACCCCUGUCACUCAGCAGAGCUCGCCUCAGUCAAUUCCGAGUGUCUCCGCCUCUCCACAGAAUAUUCAGCCAAUGACGAUCCAGAGUCUGUCGGCUUCACCAAUCCUGACGGCAUCCUCCAGCCCGCCCACACAGCCCCUCCCCCCGCAGGUGCAGCAGCUGCCUGUUUUGUUGCAGCCGCAGUUCAUUAAGGCCGACUCUCUAUUGCUCACAACUCUGAAACCGGACGUGACAAUGGUAACGACAGUAGCAUCGCCCUGCAUUACAACACUCACGUCUACAGCGCCGGUCCAGAACACCCCACUGCAGGCGCUGAUGAGCGGAGGCACCAUCCUGACCACCGUUCCUCUGGUGGUGGACACAGAAAAGCUGCCCAUCAACCGUAUCGCCAUCAGCGGGAAACCAGGCUGCCAACCGCACAAGGGCGAGAAACGCACCGCUCACAACGCCAUCGAGAAACGCUACCGAUCCUCCAUCAACGACAAGAUUAUAGAGCUCAAAGACCUGGUGGCUGGAACUGAAGCUAAGCUCAAUAAGUCUGCGGUGUUGAAGAAAGCCAUCGAGUACAUCCGAUACCUUCAGCAGUCCAACCAGAAGCUGAAGCAGGAGAACAUGGCCCUCAAAAUGAACAUCCAGAAGAACAAGUCUCUGAAGGAUCUGGUGACCAUGGAGGUGGACGUGAAGCCAGAAAUCCCCACUCCUCCAGCUUCAGACGUGGGCUCUCCCCAAUCCAGCGGCCCCUACUCACAGCACAGCAGCGACUCAGAGCCCGAUAGCCCCAUGGCGGAGGACAACAAGGCAGUGGUGGAGAGGGCUGGAGGGAUGCUGGACCGCUCCCGCAUGGCUCUGUGCGCCUUCACUCUGCUGUUUCUGUCCUUUAACCCGCUGGCGUCGCUGCUGUGUGGAGGAUGGAGCAGCGCUGGAGCCUCGGUGCCGGGAAACGCUGCAGGGAGGAGCGUGCUGUCCAUAGAGGACUCAGGCGAGUCGUGGGGCUGGAUGGACUGGAUGUUGCCCACUCUUCUGGUGUGGCUGCUGAACGGUGUGCUGGUGGCUGGAGUUCUGAUCCGGCUGCUGGUGUAUGGAGAACCAGUGACCAGACCUCACUCCGAGUCCUCCGUCCUCUUCUGGAGACACCGCAAACAGGCAGAUCUGGAUCUGGCCAGGGGUGAUUUUGCGCAGGCGUCUCAGAACCUGAGGACGUGUCUGAAGGCUUUGGGUCGUCCUCUGCCCACGUCUCAGCUGGAUCUGGCCUGUGCGGUGCUGUGGUCGGCGCUGCGUCUGUGUCUGCAGAGACUGUGGGUCGGCCGCUGGUUAGCCUCACGAGCCGGAGCGCUGAGACCUAAUCGCCCCCUGCAGGAGGACAACUGCAAGAGCUGCCGCGACGCUGCGCUGGUCUACCACCGCCUGCACCAGCUGCACAUGACCGGUAAGCUGGGAGGAAGUCACCUCUCUGCCAUCCACAUGGCUCUGAGUGCCCUCAAUCUGGCCGAGUGUGCUGGAGACUGCCUCCCUGUGGCCACACUGGCCGAAGUCUAUGUGUCUGCAGCCCUACGGGUCAAAACCAGCCUUCCCCGCCUGCUGCACUUCACUACUCGAGUGUUUUUGAGCAGUGCACGUCAGGCCUGUCUGUCCCCCAGCGGCAGCGUCCCACCAGCCAUGCAGUGGUUGUGUCACCCUCUGGGUCACCGCUUCUUUGUGGAUGAGGACUGGACCAUCCGCAGCUCCCCGAGGGAGAGCAUCUACAGCCAAGCCGGAAACUCAGUUGACCCAUUGGCUCAGGUGACCCAGGGGUUUCGUGAGCAUCUGCUGGAGAAGGCGCUGUACUGUGUGGCUCAACCCAGAGGAGACAAGAGCCUCGCUGAUGGAGACGGCGAGUUCUCCGACGCUCUUGAAUACCUGCAGUUGCUGACCAGCGCUGCUGAUGCAGCCGGAGCCACGACACAAUCCUUCGCCAUCGGCUCCAACAUGGCCACCGUCACAGGCUGUGACCCGCACUCUAAGUGGUGGUCUUCAAUGGUGGUGGUGGUCAUUAAUUGGCUGCAGGGAGAGGACGCGGCGGCCGAGAGGCUGUACCCUGCGGUGGAGCAUUUACCACGCAGCCUGCAGUCCGCCGAGAGACGCUUCCCCACACGCUUGUUCCUGCAUGAAGCCACAGCGCGGCUAAUGGCAGGAGCCAGUCCAACACGCACACACCAGCUGCUGGACCGCAGUCUGCGCCGCCGCGCCACUCCUGGAGCCAGAAUAGAAGAGUGUGAGCUCCACCCGGGUCAGCGUGAGCAGGCGGAGGCGGUGAUGUUGGCGUGCCGGUUUCUGCCUCCAUCUUUCCUGUCGGCUCCUGGGCAGAGGGUGGGCAUGCUGGCGGACGCCGCGCGCACACUGGAGAAACUGGGAGACAAACGCACACUACACGACUGCCAGCAGAUGAUCAUCAAACUGGGCAGCGGCACCACCGUCACCUCCACCU